UGGAAUAUUUUUUGAGGUAUCUCGUGAUCUUUGAUUGGCUUGUUCUUCCCUUACUUUCUCUGUCAUUUUCCAAGUUUCAAUCCUUUAAGCUCUUAGGUUUUUAUAUUUGUUUUAGGACUAAUAUUUAUAUGAUUUAUGGGUGAUCCUUCAGCUUCAUAUAUCCACAUGGUACACCAUCUCAUAGAAGAGUGUUUGAUCUUCAACAUGAGCAAAGAAGAGUGCAUGGAAGCUUUGUCUAAGCAUGCAAAUAUUAAACCAGUCAUUACUUCCACAGUUUGGAAUGAGUUGCAGAAAGAAAACAACGAGUUCUUUGAAGCUUACACAAAGGGCAGAGAUCAAAGAGCAAAUGAAUUAGAGCAAAGGCAAACCCAGCUUAUUAAUGCUUCCAUUAAAGAGAACCAAAAGAACUAAUUUUAUGUAUGUAUGUAUGUAUGUAUGUAUGUAUGUAUGUAUGUAUAAGCCAAGACCAAAGGGCUAAGAUGAUUCAAAUUUUAUUAUAAUUUAUUUAUAAAACAAAUUUAUAAAGUUUUAGCAAGAAAUUAAAAAUGAAUAUAAGUUAAUAUAAACAUUUCUAUAUUAAUAUAGAAUUUAUAAAUUUUAUGAUAAAUUUGGUAAAUUAAU
This is a messenger RNA of Gossypium raimondii (Peruvian cotton), 621 nucleotides long. RefSeq lists its product as uncharacterized. The coding region runs from base 136 to 411 and encodes 91 amino acids. Lineage: Eukaryota; Viridiplantae; Streptophyta; Magnoliopsida; Malvales; Malvaceae. Gene Ontology annotation, biological process: developmental process. The transcript has 3 exons. The record is from RefSeq and is a predicted model, not a curated record.